This is a messenger RNA of Loxodonta africana (African savanna elephant), 3472 nucleotides long. RefSeq names its product IST1 factor associated with ESCRT-III (gene IST1). The transcript has 10 exons. The record is from RefSeq and is a predicted model, not a curated record. Lineage: Eukaryota; Metazoa; Chordata; Mammalia; Proboscidea; Elephantidae. The coding region runs from base 141 to 1235 and encodes 364 amino acids. Gene Ontology annotation, biological process: protein transport.
GCUGGCUCGGCCCUGCGGAUCCCUCCGCCGCGUUUGCUGUUGUGAGGCAUAGGAAGCCGCCAUUUUGGGUGCUGGGAGUUGAUAGCGAAGUCGGCUUUGUGGGUCUUUCGCCUGGAUUCAAUCACGAGGAACAGCACAGCAUGUUGGGCUCUGGAUUUAAAGCUGAGCGUUUACGAGUCAAUUUGAGAUUAGUCAUAAAUCGUCUUAAACUAUUGGAGAAAAAAAAAACGGAACUGGCCCAGAAAGCAAGGAAGGAAAUUGCCGACUAUCUGGCUGCUGGGAAGGAUGAACGAGCUCGGAUCCGAGUGGAGCACAUUAUCCGUGAAGACUACCUUGUGGAGGCCAUGGAGAUCCUGGAGCUGUACUGUGACUUGCUGCUGGCUCGGUUUGGCCUCAUCCAGUCUAUGAAGGAGCUAGAUUCUGGUCUGGCUGAAUCUGUGUCAACACUGAUUUGGGCUGCUCCUCGACUCCAGUCAGAAGUAGCUGAGUUGAAAAUAGUUGCCGAUCAGCUGUGUGCCAAGUAUAGCAAGGAAUAUGGCAAGUUAUGUAGAACCAACCAGAUUGGAACUGUUAAUGACAGGCUAAUGCACAAACUGAGUGUGGAGGCUCCACCCAAAAUCUUGGUGGAGAGAUACCUGAUUGAAAUUGCCAAGAAUUACAAUGUGCCCUAUGAGCCUGACUCUGUGGUCAUGGCAGAAGCUCCUCCUGGGGUAGAGACAGAUCUUAUUGAUGUUGGAUUCACAGAUGAUGUGAAGAAAGGUGGCCCUGGAAGAGGAGGAGGUGGUGGGUUCACCACACCAGUUGGUGGACCUGAUGGAACAGUGCCAAUACCUAUGCCCAUGCCCAUGCCAUCUCCCGGUUCUCCUUUCUCAUAUCCACUUCCAAAGGGACCAUCGGAUUUCAAUGGAUUGCCAGUGGGGACUUAUCAGGCCUUUCCCAAUAUUCAUCCACCUCAGAUACCAGCAACUCCCCCAUCGUAUGAAUCUGUUGAUGACAUUAAUGCUGAUAAGAAUGUCUCUUCUGCACAGAUUGUUGGUCCUGGACCCAAGCCAGAAGCCUCUGCAAAGCCUCCUUCCAGACCUGUGGAUAACUAUGAUAAUUUUGUACUGCCAGAGUUGCCAUCUGUGCCAGACACACUACCCACUGCAUCUGCUGGUGCCAACACCUCAGCUUCUGAAGACAUUGACUUUGAUGAUCUUUCCCGGAGAUUUGAAGAGCUAAAAAAGAAAACAUAGGCCUUUAAACCAGGCCACUUCCAGUUUCUGGGAGUGGGGACUGAGCAGCAGCUUCUUGUAACAGAAUCUCCAUCAAAUUCAUUUCAUUUAUUAACCAUCACUGAGUGUACUCUUUUAUGGGCUCUCUUCCUGCUCUGCCAAAUUCUGCUGCUUUCCAGUUCUCUAUUGCUCCUAAGAGACUAAUGACUGGAGACUGUGAGGCUAGAGCAGCUGGUUUCUGGCAGCUGUGCUUGUCUGUUUCCUGUCAGUGUGACCCAGGUUCUCUUAUGGCCUGUUCCACAGUCCCUUCAUGGGAGAGUGAGAAGGUGAAAGCAUUGUGGGGAGAGCUGCCAUUGAUGGCUGGACAGUUGAGAAGAGCACUUCACAAAGUGUCUCAGCCAUGUGCUGAGUGCUAGACGUAGGAAAAAAAAAAACCUCUCUGCAGAGGGAUUUGUGGUGGGAGAGAAUGUGUUUUCUUGCUCUCUAAUAUGAGUAGGAGAGAGAGAAAAUGACUCAAGAAGACAUUGUAACGGUUCCUGGAAGUUGGGCCCUCUCAUUGGCAUAUACUCUACUCCUUGCUACAGGGCACCAUUCCACCUGGAUCCAGUUGCAAAGUUUAUUGGGAAAUUUGCUGGCCUCUCUUAGUUCUACUGGAUUCUCAGGGAAGCCCUCUGUGGCCUUUUGCUUUGAGUGCUGUUUCCUUUUUACCAGAGGGCAGCACUGUAAAUUCCUGUUUUUCCCUAUAGCAUGUUCUGUUGGAUUGCAUCACUGACAGAAGGACAGGCCACACAGUGGGCAGAAAUUGCCAUUCAAGGCUAGGAUGGGCAUCCAGCUGCCUUAAUUUAAGUACCCAAGUCUCUCUUGGGUAGUGAGCUGGAAAGCCUACAGGAGAAGUACUUGUUUUCAUUUGAAAACUUUAUGAUUGAAUGGAACUUUUAAAACUGAUCUCAGAUAAUUUUUUUGGUGCCCAUGUGGCUCUAGUAGUUCUCUGCUUCCCUGGAUGGAUGAGAUUCUUAUUAUUGUAACUUAUGUGCUCCUUUGCUCCCUGUCCAAGGCCAUCCUUCCCCACAGGGCUGGCUUUGGGAUUGGAAGAAGUGACUUUCUCUUCAGUGUAGUGUAUCUGUACAUACUUGUUUCAAGCAAUUUUUCUUCAGUGUUUUUGAUUGAUUUGUAUCUCAUAGCUCAGUAGCCGCUAAUAAAGACUCUGUGCCCUGCUUUCUCCAGUGGUCAAAUGAAGGACAAGUUUGGAUUUUAGUAGAGUGUUUUUGAAGCAAGCAGCCCAUGCUAGUGUGUGAGCCAGACCUCAGCUUUGGCUCCAUCAGGAAUGUGGCUGUCUGGAGCAGGAAUGCCAUUUGACCUCUGUAUUUAAGCCCAGAUGACACCUGAGAGUUUCCUUGCUUUGUGACAGUGUUCCCCCUCAGCCAAACCUCAUGCUUAUGUCUUUAUUUUGAUAAGCUGCAGUGAGCUCACUUCUUUUCUGACUCCUCCAUUUCCCAUGGCCAUCUGGGAACUUGGGUGAGGGGUGUUCUGGUACUUGCUGCUUGGCAGCAGAGCUGGUUUCUCCUGUAUCAUUCUUGCAGUGUUAGCUCUGUCCUGACAGUGCCAGGAUCAAUAAGCAUAGGAACUUGGAGCCAAGGUUAUUUUAAUUCCUGACUUACAGAAUUAAGAACAAAAUAUAUUACAUGCGUCUAUAAUUUUCUAAGAUAUGCCAUGCAAAGAAAGCAUUAAUAUGCUAAGAAUAAGAAGUAGUAAUAAGUUCAGAUAGGAGGUUGCAGGAUUAAGAGAGGCCAUCAUCUGAAACCUCAGUGCCAGUGCCCGCUGCUGUCAUGGCGGCUUGCUUAGACGAGGGUGUGUUCUGGUGCUGCAGGAUCCCUAAUAAACUCGAGAGCUUUUGUAGCAGCAUAUCUAUCAGUGCAGCUUCUUUCUGAGCCUAUUUGAGAAAAUUUAAAUCAUUACUAAUGUUGGAGAGAAAAAGUACUGAGGAUGCAAAAUUAUUUCCUUUAAUGAUUGGGUGUUGAGCAGGAGUGUUCCCACUACUUAAUGGUUGAGGGUCAGUGAUUUACAGGAGGGUAGAUAUAGAACAUAAUAUAAAAAAAAAGUAUUGGUAAAUUGGGUUUCCUCAGAAAAUGGUUGGCAGAGCUGUUGAGACUAAUAAAGGGAAUAUGGUAAUACUGUGCAUUAAGUUAAUUUGUAUUCUAAGAACAUUUGCAAUUUAAAUUUUUCCUUUAGUGACAUAUAAUAAAACCAAAAAACCCGAA